AUGAGAAAUUUUGUAUUCUUGGAGCGGAAAUCCGAUCUCUUCAAGACCACAGCCUGGGCAUCCAAAAUCCGACCGGGGNCAUCUCUCCAUGACCGAACUCGGUCACAACCCCCCAGCCGGACCGAAUCUCCAUUGUUGAACCCCAACUACACCACCAUCCGCGGGCCGAACCUACCACCGUUCGCGGGCCGGACCUACAACCGUUCGUGGGCCGAACAGAACCAUCCGCUUCCGCAGGCCGAAUCUACAACAAACCGUGGGUCGAACCUACCACCGUUCGUGGGCCGGACCUACAACCGUUCGUGGGCCGAACAGAACCAUCCACCUCCGCGGGCCGAAUCUACAACCGACCGCGGGUCGAAACCAACCACCAUAUGCGGGCCGAACACGGAUCCUACAUCACAGACGGCCCGCUCGGAUCUCCCUACCAUAGACGGGCCGAACAGCCGAAUCCGCGACCACCAACGGCCUAAAUCCGUGACGAUCGACCUCGAACAUAUCGAGCAUCUCUACUCGCCGAAUCCCAAAUCGCCGACCUCCCUCCACGCUGCAGCCGCCCUCGCCGUGCCGACGACCCCACGGAUGCCGAACCACCGCUUAUCCUUCAGGGCCAAAGCCAAACCAUCAACCUCGAAACUGACGGGCCGGCUCACGGUCGGGCUCAAAAUCGACCCGAAUGGUGGGAUGGAGUCUCCGAGUCGCGGCAGACUGAUAGAGGUACCUCUUCUCUUCCAGCCAGAAACUGAAUGCAGUUCUUCAGAUUCGAACGCCUUAAAACCCAAAUCUCAGUUGGUUUUCUCCAUUGAAGCCGAUUUGAGCAUCAAGCGUGAACGAUUUCGAUGUAGACCAGUCUGGUCACAGACGAGCACUGUCACUGCCGAGCACCGUACCGGCUCGGCUAAGAGAAGUGGCGCAUUUAUUAUGGACGAGGCUCCUAACUACCUUGUUGUCGGGUACACGCGUCAGUUCAGCCCUGAUCUGAUGCCCUUCGAGAUUCGCAGUCAAUCAUUACACAUUUAA
Messenger RNA from Striga asiatica, 1020 nucleotides. The record is from the annotation of a GenBank genome assembly. Lineage: Eukaryota; Viridiplantae; Streptophyta; Magnoliopsida; Lamiales; Orobanchaceae.